This is a messenger RNA of Chlamydomonas reinhardtii, 5629 nucleotides long. RefSeq lists its product as uncharacterized. Bases 142 to 2769 code for a protein of 875 amino acids. Lineage: Eukaryota; Viridiplantae; Chlorophyta; Chlorophyceae; Chlamydomonadales; Chlamydomonadaceae. The transcript is spliced from 7 exons. The record is from RefSeq and is a predicted model, not a curated record.
GCCUCGUCCCAACGAUACUUUUGCCAGCAUCGAGGACCGCUGCACAACCGAUGUAUAACUGGUCACGGAACAUCGACAACAAUACUGUCAGGAUAAGGCCUCAAGCGCGACGAGAAACCCUUUUGACGGCCCUUGGUCGCGAUGGCUGAGGACGACUUCACUGCAGUCCUAUGGGGCGCAGCACAUGCUGCUCGUGUAGGCAUCAUUUGCAAUGGCUUCGCUUCCCGGCUGGUCAACGGUCACGGAGCCAGCGCCGACAGCAUUAUCGUGCAGUGCAAAUGCAAAGGAUGUGCAAGCCGCUCGCCGUCGCGAGCCCCGGAAGGCAAUUUGUUCACUCUGGACAACUGGGCAGCUCACUGCGGUGCCAAUACUGAGCCCCUGAGGCUGAGUGUGUUCUCUGUGGUGCAGCCCGGCGCGCCGAAGGAGAGGGUUCCGCUCCUGGACUGGCUGCACAUGGCAAACGAGGCGAUGGGCGGGGAGUCUCUGCACAGGCGCCAGCUCUGUGUGCUGUUCCCUGGGCCCGAUGAGGAGGAGGGCACGCCUUACCACUGGCGAGCCGGCACCAUCCGCCACAUCGACCCGGCCACUGGCGCUGCAGAGGUCAAGUACCACGACGACCGGCGCAAGCGCUCCAAGGCGCACCUGUACCUGCCACUGGCGGUGAUGCACUGGGCACGUUGCCCGCCGCCGCCCGAGACGCCGCCGCGCACCGUGGCGGAGGGCUGCCAGCCGCUGCCGCCCCUGCUGCUGCCCGGAUUGCAGCUGCCGCCGCGCCCGUCGCCGCAGCCGGCACCCGCGGAAGAGGCCCAAGCCCGGCAGCAGCCCAGCCAGCAGCAGCAGCAGCAGGCCGCCAAGACGGCGGUGAUGACGGCGGCGCCGAUGCCCAUGGCAGCCACGGCGGCGCACACCGUCAAGAUGGAGGUUGCACCAUCGGCGCCGACCGCCGCCAACCUGUCGGCGGCGGCGGCGAUGCGCCCCAAGCCCAAGCUCGAGCCUGACACCUCCUGCCGGCCCAUUACUGCCCCGCCGGCGGCCAGGCCCGCCGCGGCGCUGCCUCACUCGGUGUCUCUGUCGCUGCUGGCCGCCGCGGCCGCGGCUGACGCGGCCGCCGCCGCCGCCGCCGCCGCCGCCGCCGCCGCCGCCGCGCCGACCAAGCCCGGCCCCAUGCGGCGCUACGUCAAGCGGCCCCACGGCGUGGACGACGCCCAGCCGUCCAGCCUGAUGACGGUGCCGCAACACAAGGAGAAGAAGCUCCAUGACGGCGCGGCGCCGGGGGAAGGCCGGCCGUGGGCAGCGGUGGACGCCUACUGCCCAUCCACGGCGGCGGCGGCGUCAACAGCAGCAGUGACAGCGACGGCGAUGGCGGCGCCGGCCGCCAUGGGCGCAUUGGCAGCUUCAGCGUGCGAGGGGGGUGCCUUCAGCCGCCACAGCGCCGCUGACGGCGCCACCGCCGCCGCCGGCACGAGCUGCGGCCGCGGCCGCGGCGGUGGACUGCGUCCCAGCUGGCCCUCUGUGGACUUCAACAACAACGCCCACUGCCACCUCGGCUCGGUUGCCACCAGCGCCGCCGCGGCCGUUCAGAUCCUGCCAUCCUACAUGCCGCCUGCCCCUCAGCAGCUGCAGCCGCCGCCCAAGCAGGAGUACGCGCCUGACCAGCAUUUCCAGCUUUACAUCGGCGGCGCCGCAGCGGCAGCGGCGGCGGCGGUUGCGGCGCCCUCGCUCUCCACCUUCAGCAGCAGCAGUGCCGACCUCGAGUCCCUACUAAACGCGGGCGAUGACGCCUUUGACAGUACCGCCGACGGCAGCCCCGCCGCCGCAGUCGACGAGUUCACCGCGCUGACAGCAGCCGCCGCCGCUGGCGCUGUGGGCGGCGCCGAUGCCUGCUACCCUGCCUACCACAACGCCCGCAGCAGCAGCGGUGCCGAGAGCGACGACGGCAGGCGCGGCGGAGCGGGCCUGGUCUACGGUGGCGGCGGCAGCGGCGUGUUUACCGUGCAGCAGCAGCAGCCGUCACAGGAUUGCCGCACGCGCUCUCCCAGUCUGGUGCCCAGUAUGGCCGCCGCCGCAACCGAGCCGCACCUGCAGCAGCAGGCUCUCCCGCCGGAACCCGCUGCCUUCAUGCCCAUCGCACAUCAGCCCGCCGCUGCUGCCUGCAUCAGCGGCGGCGGCGUGGGCUGCAGCUUUGCGCCCAUGGAGUGGCAGCCGGCACGGACCAGCUUUAGCAGCAGCGGCGGCAUCGCGCCUUCCUACGAGAGCGUCCCGCGGGCGUCCGCCGCCGUCGCCGCCGCCUCUGCAGCCACCGCCACCGUGGCUGCGGCCGCGGCUGAGUCGCUUGCGGCGGUGGCCGGUAACUACACCACGCGUGUCUGCUGGGAGCAAUACUACUCCCUGAUGAGCUCCUCGCCCCAGGCUGCGCCCGCACCCGCACCUGCGCCCAUGGCCGUGGCUGCAAGUAGCAGCUGCGGCCUACCGCAGCAGCAGCAGCUCUCGCCUCGCGCCGCCGUAGACAACAGCAGCGGCUGCGCCUUCUGGCAGCCGCCGGCGCCGCCGGUUACCACCAUGCCGCAUCACCCUGUGCUCGCGAGCAGUGGCAGUGGCAUCUUCUACAACGCCAGCUGCGGCGGCGCUUCUGCGGCGCUUGCGACUGCGCCGCCGCUGCCGCUGCCUCAGGCGGCGGCGGACGAGGACGUGGCGGACGAGAACCUCAAGAUCCUUUUCUCAGAGAUUGAGGAACUGCAAUGGCCUCUGCCACAGCCCAUCGGCGCUUGAGAAGAAGCAUGGCACGCAAAAGCUCAAGGCAAGCCAUGGCAAGUCAAGUCACGACACUAGUAUUCAUAAGUCGGGGCUGUCCCGGUGAUGGGGGCACAGUGAGAUGUUUUUGUUGCCCAAGGCACCUCGGAGGAUCCGUGGAUUUACGAUUUAUGCAGCCGGCGGCCCCUGAGUCGUGUCGUGCUAUAGCAUUCAAUACUCCGUUUCAGGGCUUGCUGGCGGUGCAUACCGAAUCAUUCCAGCCUAGAUUAUUGCCAUUACAUAACGCUGCGGUCCAGCAGUGCAAGGGACAUGCGUGCUUGGUCGCAACAGGGCUUUGCAAGGCCGGGAGUUUUGGAGUCGGGAACCAGGGGCGUUUCGUCUGGAUGACAACGUUGCGCAUGUCGUGCAUGUGCAUGUUGAGUUGUGUGCGAGCAGGAUCAGUUGGUGCGCCAAGUUGUUCUGGCGUUCUGGGAGCAGGCAUUGAGUCGCGUCUAGACGUGAAACUGAACCUAGCCAUAUCUAAACAAGAGCCCCCCUGGAAGAGGGCUGGCCUAUGCAUGCAGUGCUGCAGCAUACUGCAUACGAUGGGCGAACUGGUAUUGGGUUGCAUGGCUUGGGAAAGAGUGUGUGGGUUUCUGGCGCAGGGGUGUCACUUGGGUUUGACGGGGGGCGGUGGCAACGAAGGGGGGCAACCGAGCGAGGCCCGGCUUGGACGCCUCAGGGCUGGCCACCCAAGCAACAGAUGCCGUGUGUUCGUGAUGCUUCAAAUGUAUUGCUGCGGACUGGUGGUGGUGCCUCGGGCGCCUCUUGGCACCUGCCAAUGGCGGCGACCGAGGUGGUUACCCGUUUGCUGCCUUACUUGCGUGGCGCAAGCCAAUCGGGAGUUGCACAUGGUGCUUUCGAACGAACUUGGCUAGUGUAAUGGGACCUGGGGAUUACCAGUGAAGGCGGUUAAUAGUUGCAACGGGUGGGUUGUCAAUCUUGUCAUGGUGUGACGUCGAGCUGCCUGGGAGUCGGCGUCGCACAUGUGGGGCGCGUUAGUUUUCCCGCAGCACGAAGUAAUGCGGCGCAGGAACGAAUGCAGCUUGUGCCGAGGAUAGCCGUCUCGACAGUAGGAGAGCUACAGGCAUGUGUGCGUGUGUGGUAAUUGGUGUGUCCUAGGAUUCCAGGACCGCCAGCACUGCCGUUUCGGGCCUUGUUACUUUGUUGUUUGGCAAUUUCUUCAUGAGACUGGUGAAGCGCCUAAAAUUUCCUCACGACCUGUUACACAGACGAGGGGGUUAAGUAGCUGGGGUUGGAGGCAGGAGGGGGCCUCUACGAUGAAUGUCGUGUGUUGUGAAAGCUCCUGUGUCGAGUGGACAGCACGGUUGGCGCUUCGCGUUGCUGUUUGUGCUGUAGAGGUGCGCAAGCCUUUAAAUUCAUGCGUGUGUGCACGUGCUGAUGUCACGUGCGUGCGUAUGUGCAGAGUCGUAUCACUGUUGCUGACUUUUAGCGCCGCUUGCACGGGGUGGCGGAGCCUUAAGGCUGCACAUGUCAUUGUGUGCGUCUGCACUGCCAGAAGUGACCUCAUCAUUAUUCAUGGAAGAGCAGCACAGGGGAUGCCAGACUUCCUCUGAUUACCGCCGUAAGUUGUAGGCUGGAGCUGUUGUUACAAGGCAUUAGGGCACCUGUUCCGUUGAGCGCGCACAUGCGCAUUCCGGCCGUGUGAGAUCUUGUGUUCCUAUGCUGUACCGUAACAUUUACAAGAAACACACGCAUUUUAAUGCACGCCUGACAUAGCGGCUUGUGCAGCAACGGUUGGGCCCAACUGCCCGGCUGUCAUUGAGUGUCAACGGCUGCUAGGUUGUUUGGAUGCGCUGGCAGUAUCGCAAGGCGUGUCAAGGAUUUGACAAAGAGACUACUCAUGGCCUGCUAGGGGCGCUGCGUUGAGCACCGUACGGACCUGGGGAAGACGACAAGGUUGCUGACUGGGAAGGACGGCACGGGAGGACGGGUGCCUUGGUGGGAACCCGACGCGACCGCGUUCGCACGCAUUAUUAGCUUGUUGUUGGUCAUUAGCGCUGCGCCCCGGACUGCCGCCCGCAUUGGGUGCCAGCUGCGUGGCCGGGCGUGCAUUCACCCGGUCACGCGCCUGAUUUAUUGUUCCGGUCGGCGCCUUAAGUAUGAGCGCUAUUCGUGUUCGCUGACUGAAGAGUUGCGAGCUUCGCAGCCGCGCACACAACUUGAUGGGGGGGGGGUCGUUCCCCGAGCACGCUCCUGUGAGGCGUCUGGUUUGCCUGAGCGCCUUGAUGAUGUGUGUUAGCGUGCUUGUGUGUGUUAGCGUGCCCGGUGCACUUAUCUGUGUUGUGGAGGCUGCUGUGAGGGGCUCGCAUAUGUUGUAGCAAUCUUUGCGGCCCAGCAGCCUCUGAGGCUGAGGUCAUGUAUGACCCCGACGCAGGCGUGCAGUUGUGGGCGUGGGCACAACGGCGGUGUGCGCGUGAUCCGUCAAGCGCCCCGUAUGCAUGGGAACCUGGCCUAGUGACAACACAGUACAUAGCAAAUACUGCCGAGUCGGGGGAGGUUGAGCUUACGGUGUUUGGCUGGGCGCGCGCUGGGCCGCCUGCCGUGGGCGUAGUCAAUGCCGUGCAGCAUUGUGCGGUGUGCAUCAUGCUGACUGCAUACCUGGCCAGCCUGGCACACCCCGGGCCGCCCAGUGAGCUGCGCAACGCUGUCCAGAGCCCAGCGGGGCUUCUGAACUGAAUGCAUCGCGUGAUUGAAGCGGCAUCAAAUGAUGGCCGCGUGCGCAGCCGGGAGCCACCCGGUGCGGAGGUGUGCAAGUGCGGUGUUCAUGAUAGAUGGACUAGCUGACGUCGCAUGUGCAUUGUAACAAUUAUUAGCA